UUCGUUGGGGGCUGUCAAAUAGUAAUUUAGUAGUCGGGUCAUUUUUUUUUCUUCGUAAUGAUUUCUCUGGUCGUGAUGUCCAAUAAUUUAGGGUUUUGAGAGAUUCAUCAUCAAGUACGCCUCAGUUUCUUCUGCCACUUCCACUGUUUUCGCAUCAGCUGCUUCGCCAUUUCUCAUCAAAGUCUUCAACUUUACGGAAAAAGUAUUCAACUUUCGCCGUUUUCCUGAUCGGUAUUCAAAGAAAAAUGGCUUUGAAAUCGGCUUCUGCGGAUAACAGAACCCGUAGCUCGAUGCAAAUCUUCAUUGUUUUUGGUUUGUGUUGUUUCUUCUAUAUAUUGGGUGCUUGGCAAAGAAGUGGUUUUGGUAAGGGAGAUAGUAUUGCUUUAGAGAUCACUAAAAAUAGUGCUGACUGUAACAUUAUCCCGAGCCUAAACUUUGAGACUCACCAUGGAGGUGAAGUUUCCUCCACCGAUGAAUCUAAGUUGGAAGAAAAGGCAUUUGAACCAUGCCGUUCUCGUUAUACUGAUUACACACCUUGUCAAGAUCCAAGGCGAGCAAUGACUUUCACAAGAGAAAACAUGUUUUAUAGAGAGAGGCAUUGUCCACCUGAGAAUAAAAAGCUGCACUGUCUUAUACCAGCUCCAAAUGGGUAUGUGACACCAUUUACGUGGCCGAAAAGUAGAGACUAUGUGCCAUAUGCCAAUGCACCUUAUAAGGCCUUGACCGUUGAAAAGGCUGUUCAGAAUUGGAUUCAAUACGAAGGAAGCGUGUUCAGGUUUCCCGGUGGAGGAACUCAGUUUCCUCAAGGAGCAGAUAAGUACAUUGAUCAGAUUGCAUCGGUUAUACCGAUAAGGAACGGGACUAUCAGGACAGCUCUCGACACUGGUUGUGGGGUUGCUAGUUGGGGUGCUUACCUUUGGAGCAGAAAUGUGAUUACUAUGUCAUUUGCACCAAGAGAUUCACAUGAAGCACAAGUUCAGUUUGCUUUGGAGAGAGGUGUUCCUGCUGUCAUUGGUGUGCUUGGAACGAUAAAGUUGCCAUACCCAUCUAGAGCUUUUGACAUGGCUCACUGUUCCAGAUGCUUGAUUCCUUGGGGAGCAAAUGAUGGGAUGUAUCUUAUAGAAGUGGAUCGUGUACUUAGACCUGGAGGCUACUGGGUGCUUUCAGGUCCUCCAAUCAAUUGGAAAAAUAACUACAAAGCAUGGCAACGUCCCAAGGAGGAGCUUCAGGAGGAACAGAGAAAGAUUGAGGACAUUGCAAAAAUUCUUUGUUGGGAGAAGAAGUACGAGAAAGGCGAAAUUGCAGUUUGGCAAAAGAGGGUGAAUGACAAAUCAUGUCGUCAGAGAAAGGAGAACCCUAAAACCAAAUUCUGCAAACCUGAAGAAGCCGAUGAUGUCUGGUACAAGAGAAUGGAAAAGUGCAUAACUCCUUACCCUGAAGGAGAUAGCAAAGAUGAGGUAGCGGGUGGAAAAUUGCCGGUGUUUCCAGAGAGACUAUACACCGUUCCUCCAAGAAUCGGUAGUGGAUCCAUCCCCGGUGUUUCUGUAGCUGCUUAUGAAGAGGACAAUAGAGUUUGGAGGAAACAUGUGAACGCUUACAAGAAAAUCAAUAGACUAAUUGAUACAGGAAGGUACCGCAAUAUCAUGGAUAUGAAUGCAGGGCUCGGAGGAUUUGCAGCAGCUCUAGAAUCAGCAAAGCUGUGGGUAAUGAACGUCAUGCCAACUAUAGCCCCGAAAAACACACUGGGUGUUAUAUAUGAGAGAGGUCUUAUCGGAGUUUAUCAUGAUUGGUGCGAAGCAUUCUCCACAUACCCGAGGACCUAUGAUCUGAUUCAUGCAAACAGGGUUUUCAGCUUGUACAAAAACAAAUGCAACCCAGAGGACAUUCUGCUAGAGAUGGAUCGGAUUUUGAGACCAGAAGGAGCAGUGAUCUUCAGGGACCAGGUCGAGGUGCUUAUAAAAGUGAAGAAGAUCGUCAGAAGGAUGAGAUGGGACAGCAAAUUGGUUGAUCACGAAGACGGCCCAUUGGUUUCUGAGAAGAUCCUCGUCGCUGUUAAGCAAUACUGGGUCGUGAACUCAACUUCCUCAAGGUAAAAACGGUUAUCAAUUUGGUUUAGUUGUACCAGUUUUGGGACUAUGAAUCUCGGUGUGUCUAUUGGUUAACCUGUACCGGUUUCCGGUUUGCCAGUUUCAGUAGGCAAUCUGUAAAGUAUGUGUACUGUAAUAUCAAAUCCAAACAUAUACUUUAUUAUAUGA
Messenger RNA from Tarenaya hassleriana, 2255 nucleotides. Its product is annotated as probable methyltransferase PMT2. Gene Ontology annotation, molecular function: methyltransferase activity. The record is from RefSeq and is a predicted model, not a curated record. NCBI's taxonomy places the organism in Eukaryota, Viridiplantae, Streptophyta, Magnoliopsida, Brassicales, Cleomaceae. Gene Ontology annotation, cellular component: trans-Golgi network; cytoplasm; endosome. Bases 246 to 2093 code for a protein of 615 amino acids. The transcript has 7 exons.